Molecule: messenger RNA, 348 nt
Organism: Geodia barretti
Lineage: Eukaryota; Metazoa; Porifera; Demospongiae; Tetractinellida; Geodiidae
Source: the annotation of a GenBank genome assembly
AUGGAGUCGACUCCACUCCUCUGGAAGCCGUGUAGAGAAGCGUUUAUCAAUGGCAGCAAUGUAGCGCAUCGUGAGGGCAACGAAACCCACAGAGAAAAGCUCCUGUCAGUUACUGCGAAGGACACGGCCGACGUUGAUGAUGUGCUGAAAGUGUUGCAUGCCCUGCAAUUCACCUGCCAGAGUCGCCCUCUCGUCGAGACAGAGGAGCUAGGGAAGACAUUUGCCAAGUUCCUGAUAGCCCUAAAGAACUAUACAGUGUUUCAUGCACUUGAAAGGAAGAAACUUUCAGCCAAGCGACUAUUGUGGGUGUGCCGCGUUAUGGAUGCGGAGGAAUCGCUGACAGGAUGA